GUUUGCUGCUGGUUCCUGAAUUACACAGCCCGUGUUCGAGAAGCUCCACGUGUUUCUAGACCUGCCGUGGAGAACUGAGUACCUUAAACAUUUCUCCACUUCUUAACGGAACUGCACAUGCACCGGCUCCCAGACCUCGAUCACAAAUGUAGUAGCACUCCUGCUCAUUCCUUACAGGACUGGAAGGACCAGAAGUUUCCUCAAGUUUGCCAUAAUUAUGCAGGCGCCUUGUGGAUUCGUAAUUAAGGGUUCCGUAUUUUGUAUUUUGCACCUGGAUAUUGUAUUUUAUUUUCACUUUCUGGGGUUACGUGAGCCAUGUGUACAACCAGAAGAUCUCCGAGGAGGAGGGUAUAUGGCUAAACAUGCAGCAUGUAGCUUUUUCUGUCAGAGGAGCAGAUGUUCGCGACUGACACCACCGAGAAAUAAAAGCCCACAGCUAAAUGCGACAAUGAGAAAUAUUUAUUGUCAUAGUGGUGCAGUGCUUGAAAUGCAAGGUGCGCAAACGUACAGUAUUUAGCAUUUAAGGCAGCCAGUUGUAGAAAACUUGUCCGGUAUGUAGCUCUCAUUCUGUAGCGUUAGCGCUGUAGUAGGGCUGAGAAUCGAUCCCAAAAAACGAUUCUCCGAUUCCAGACAUUUGAGAAUCAAGAGUCGACCCCACAGCUUUGGAUUCGAUUCCACAUUGUAACGUUGAAAAUUGCCCGUGUGAAUAAGACUAAGACCGUGAAUUAAGAUAAUCAUUUCUGUGUGAAAUCAACUCCAUCGACCGGAAUCGCAGUGAGAGUCGACUCCAGAAUCUCUGGAAUCGAACAGCCCUACCCAGAAACCAGUUAUUCCACCCGCCGCGCAUGCGCAGAUCCCGGCGCGGUGUGGCGCAGGGCAGGAUGAAUGGUGAACUCGAAGAUGGCUACUGAGAGAAUAUUACAGGAAAUGAACGAAAUAAAAACUCAGUUCACGCAGGGCAUCUAUUAACGCUUUCCCAACUCUGAAUACAGUCAUCCUAAUCAGAGUGUCUUUGACUUCAUGGGGUCCAGCCCAGUUAAAGUAUCUUUUGUCAACAUCAAGGAUCAGUCUAGCAACAGCGUAGAAACAUGCUUCAGUGUCCUGGUAGGCCGAGAAUCAUAAUUCUAUAGGUACAAAGGGGUGGGAAAAUUAAUUGGGAUUAACCCAGUUAUGCCCGUGAGCCUCUGAAAAGGUUUCAAAGGUUAAAAGAGGUUUGAUUUUGAUGAAGCAGAAGUCUUCAAAUUAUAGGAAUUUAUGAUUUCAAUGACUGCUCCUGCAGCCUGGAUCAGCAGAGUAACUCUCAGACCAGUUGAGUGCAUGCGGGU
Messenger RNA from Colossoma macropomum (tambaqui), 1325 nucleotides. It is a transcript of the gene wdr20b, whose product is annotated as WD repeat domain 20b. Lineage: Eukaryota; Metazoa; Chordata; Actinopteri; Characiformes; Serrasalmidae. Gene Ontology annotation, molecular function: protein binding. The record is from RefSeq and is a predicted model, not a curated record.